CAUGCGUGUUGAUAUUAAAAUAAGGCCGUUUCUUGUCUAUACAAACUACAAAUGAGUUGAAUUUUUUGGAGGAAAUAAAUGCUGUUUUGGCCUUAAAUUAUGUUCAAUGUCACACCAAGUCAUAAACUAAUAAUACCUAUUUGAAUCAGCACAAAUUAUGCCCUUUUAGUGGCUUCAAAUGAUGCCUUGUAUUCCCACCCCAGCACCCCUGAAAUAUAUGCAUGAUUUGCAUUGUUGUUAGGGAACUGUGAAAAUGCGGAAGAUGCUUAGAAAUUGGCAGUUUUGAGUGAGUUGUCCAAGCUCCAUGACAUGGUUAGGAAGCAGUUGAUGAAAAUGGGGAAGAUGCUUAGAAAUUGGCAUUUGGCAGUUUUGAUUUUCUGAUUCUCAUGUAGUAUAACUUAUUUGUACUGAAUCAGUUCUUGGCCAUAGAAUUCAAUACAGUUUAGACACAUAAUCAUGGCUAGAAGAUCAUCGCGAAUUCAUGAAGUAAGCGAGGGAAGUGAACUGAGCUGUAUGUGGGGAUUGUUCAGCAUCCUCGAAUCAUGCCAAGGUCGUCCAGCAAGCAGAAACAUCAUUGAUUAUCCGAGACCAAUUAACGCCGUUGCUAGUUUUGAUGAAGAAUGUCAAAUGAUUCUUAAGGGGGAAGGUCAGAGAAGUAGUAGCGUUCGAAUUGAUGGUGAAGGAAGAAGCGUGAGGAGCUGCAGUGGAGACGAGAUGCCCGUUAAGCAGCAGAAGAGCAAACAAGCCAUAGUCAAGAGACAGCCAUAUGGUAAAACAGAGGGUGAACUUGUUGAUCAUUGGCUGUCAAACACCCAUAAGACAACUAGGAAAAGCAGCCAAAGCGUCUAUCUGCCAUCUUCUUCCUGUUGCUUGAACAGUGAAGUUAGGUUGAUGAACGAGCUACCUUCGACUUCAGCUGAAAAAAAAUCCCUUGAUAAGAUAACUCUUGCUGCAAUUUUAGGCGCAGCCUGUGCUCAGAAUCACCAGAAAGAGAUUCAGCUUUCAGAAUAUCUACAAAGAAAUAGCUAUCUUGGAAAGUAUGGUGAUAAUAGGGUUGAUGAUAUUAGCAUCAAGCAAGUUCGGGCAAGGGCGAAGGCUCUUGUUGAUCAAAUGUAUGUCGACAGAAGGUUUGUUUUUGGAGAAGGGAGGGACGCUGAGUACAAAUUAUUCUCUAACGCAUUGGAAGUGUUGAACUCGAAGAAUAAGGUUGAGAAAGAUACAAUCAAGUCAGUACUAAGUGAGGAUAGCACUCCUGAUAAGUCUGGAAGCACGUUGGCAAUGGAUGGGGCAAGCAUGAACGAUUAUUUAUGGCGUAAGAUCGAUUAUCAGCUCAAGUACUCUUCGAAAGCAAAUUUCACAGCCCAGCCACCUGAUAAAAUAGUAAUACUGAAGCCAGCUCCCCGAAAUGGGAAGCAUCCGGGGAACUUGACCAGCAGCUGCUCGUCGUUGCAGCUUCCUUUCAAAUCAAGUAGAAGAGUAUCUGUGGAGAGAACAGCUUCCUUCUCUUUCAGAGAGAUCAAGAAAAAACUGAAACAUUCAUUUGGAGUCACCAAAAAGGAAAACAGGAACUGCUGCAAUUCCUCUACCAAUGCUGAGAAGGAAGGAAAGGUGUUGAUGAAACCAGAGCCCAAAUCCAGUAGGGGAUCCGAUAUACCUCGUGUGGCUGAUACCACGCGUAGAAAAUUAUACAUCUCAAGAGAUAGAUCUUCUGACAAAAAGGAAUGUGAUGUGAUCUUGGAGGCGAAGAGGCACCUCUCCACAAGAUUGAAUAAUCUGAACUCCGUGGAGGCAGACACCAGUAGAAAAAACCCGAGAACCCUGGAGCGGAUCCUCUCCUCACCUGAGCACGACUCCUGGCCCUUCAGCCCGAGAAGAGACAGCCUAUACUGUCCCGGUUCUGCAGAGAUGAGAUUUUGUCCGUACAACACCUCGCCUAGAGCCAGUGAUAGCAGUUGCCAUGAACGAAAUGAAAUAAGAUCGAAAACAGAGGUUGCAUCGUUGCAGACAGCUGAAGAUACCAAUGUUUCUACUGCAGAAAAAAUGAGAUGUGAUGGUGAAUCAAAGACUGCAGAAAUGGGCAACUACCUUCAACCUGCAUCACAUGUUUCGGUAGAAGUCCUCAGCGAAACAACCCAUUCAGACACAGUCAACGAACAGAAAUGUGAUGGUACUGCAAUUCAUUCAGUGAUGGUAAGUGCUUCAUCCCUCUCCCAACAUAACAUUUUCCUUUUUAUUGACCUUCUAAAAUGUUGCAACUUUGCAGGCUUCUUCGAACGAUCACCACAUAGAUUUGGUUGAAAACAUCAAAUUUCAAUAAGAGCACCAAAGCCCAGUUUCUGUCCUUGAGCCAUUCUUCGUAGACAGUCCACCAACAAUCUCACUUCAAACCGGCAGAAAGCAACUGCAGCCACAUCGCCUUGACUUCGAAGAGUGCUCAUUCAUAUCAUCUCCUCAGCACACACCGGCCAGUGCUCAUCCCUGCAGCGACAAACACCUCUGCCAAUACGUGCAGUUGGUGAUGGAGGCCUCCUCCUUAGAUUGGGAUCACCUAUCAGAGAUCAUAUCCCAACCUGAACAUAUGCUCCUUCAUGAAACCUUAUUCGAUGAAGUCGAGUUUCCACCCCUCGGCUGCUACUACGACCCUAAGCUUCUGUUUGAUCGGAUAAACGAAGUGCUAUUGGAGAUUUACAAAUGCCAUUUUUGCUCUCCACCUUUUGCCCCGUCCAAGACGAGGUCCGUACCACUGGCUGAAGCAGUUCUUGAUGAGAUAUUGGCAGAAACUGAUUACUUUCUGCUUCCCACGAGAGACAGGAGAAGCUUGGAUGAGAUUGUCUUACAAGAUGCAAAAUGUGGACCGUGGCUUGAUGAUAUUCGAUUCGAUAAAGAGCGUGUUGUGGUUGAUAUUUCAGAAGCUCUGAUGGAGGGUUUUUUGCUUGAUACGCUGCUUCAGUUUCAUAGAUGACAAGUUUGGUUUCUUUAUAGUGUAAAUCUUUCUUUUUUUCUUUUUGGUUUUGAGUUGAAUGUGAACCAGCAUGUUGCAGUGAAUUGUUUGUUUUUCCA
This is a messenger RNA of Salvia splendens (bonfire salvia), 3060 nucleotides long. RefSeq lists its product as uncharacterized. The record is from RefSeq and is a predicted model, not a curated record. Lineage: Eukaryota; Viridiplantae; Streptophyta; Magnoliopsida; Lamiales; Lamiaceae. The transcript is spliced from 6 exons. The coding region runs from base 457 to 2298 and encodes 613 amino acids.